GAAUUUUAAAGGAGCCUUGAGAGGCGGAAAAAGGUUCGAGUCUGAUGUCCUAUGCUUUCUUCUACGUUAUCCGUUGCUGCCCUCUCUUCCUUCCGCCAUGGAACCGAAGCUUCCGCCAUCAAUCCCCUACCUUUCCAAAACCCGCGCCAUAGGGCGUUCUUCCCGUCCCUCCCGCUUCCCCGCCGGAUCUUCCUGCCGACGGCCUCCGCCUCCAUCUGGGACGCCUUGACGGGUGGCGGCGGCGCUGCGCGCGAUGCCUCCCUCGCCGUCCGCCGCGGCAUGCUGCUCUUCAGGCAGGGGGACGUCAGUGGAUCUUUGGCCGAGUUCGAUCGAGCCGUUGAGUUGGACCCGCGGCAGAAGGCAUAUCUUUGGCAGCGUGGAUUGUCUCUCUAUUACCUGAAUAGGUUUGAGGAAGGCGCAGAGCAAUUCAGGUUGGAUGUUGCGAAGAAUCCAAAUGACACUGAAGAAUCUAUAUGGUGCUUUCUUUGUGAAGCUCAGCUUUACGGGGUGGGGGAUGCUAGGAGUAGGUUCUUAGAGGUAGGUCGAGAUUCACGGCCUGUCAUGCGUGAAGCCUAUAGUAUGUUUAAAGAUGGUGGGGACCCUAAGAAGCUAGUUGAAAUCUUUGCCAACGGUCGAGCGGAUGAAUAUUUCUAUGCUUCUCUAUAUGCUGGUCUUUAUUAUGAAUCUCAGAAUGAUACGGAUGUGGCGAAGCUUCAAAUUGUUGCAGCAUGCCAGUGCCCAUAUGGAUCAAGAUCGGAUGACUAUAUGGCAGCCCUCGCUAAGGUUCACUGCCUUUGCCGAGACUGGAGCAUCAGCUGAUAGAUUCCUCUUCUAAUCUUCUUUGACAUCAUUAUGAGGUGGUAUUCAUCUAGUGAAACUAUAUUCGAUUCAUGUUUUGCUGUUGAAAUGCAUGCAGCAACACCAUCAAACCAUGUUGUUUUUAUAACUCAAUGGAGGAUGCUUGCAGAUUACAUUCAUCUCUGUAUAGAUACAGUAGUACGAUCAAAUGUUCAACUCCAUGUUUGAUUCUGCUCAGUGGAGGAUGCAUGCAGUAAUACACACACCCUGCGGCGGAACGCCCAACGGUGGCUGCCGGGAAGCGUAUUUUAGAUCGAUGUCGGGCUGAAUCUUUGCAGACGACUUCAAAUAUACGACACGACGCACCAUUGUAAGUGGCAGAAUAGUUUUUCUAUAACGGAAUUUAUUUUUGCAUAGGAAAUAUAUCAAAGUUAAGCAGGAAAUGCUAUGCAUGGAAGCUACAUUGAAAGUUGUACUUUCCCACAACACAGUCUUGGCUAUUCUUCUGGUGUAUAUACAAUGGUAAAAUUUAAAGGACAAAUACUUCCUUUUUUUCCCUAUAAA
Molecule: messenger RNA, 1362 nt
Organism: Musa acuminata subsp. malaccensis (wild Malaysian banana)
Lineage: Eukaryota; Viridiplantae; Streptophyta; Magnoliopsida; Zingiberales; Musaceae
Cellular component (GO): chloroplast
Molecular function (GO): protein binding
Source: RefSeq, a predicted model, not a curated record